This is a messenger RNA of Gracilinanus agilis (Agile Gracile Mouse Opossum), 1325 nucleotides long. It is a transcript of the gene ATRAID, whose product is annotated as all-trans retinoic acid induced differentiation factor. The record is from RefSeq and is a predicted model, not a curated record. Bases 396 to 1103 code for a protein of 235 amino acids. Gene Ontology annotation, cellular component: intracellular membrane-bounded organelle. Gene Ontology annotation, biological process: positive regulation of osteoblast differentiation. NCBI's taxonomy places the organism in Eukaryota, Metazoa, Chordata, Mammalia, Didelphimorphia, Didelphidae. The transcript is spliced from 7 exons.
UUGGGUCUCUAGAGGGUCCCGGGAGCUGGCGCCGAGAAUGGGAUGAAGGUACUGUGGGUCUGGGAUCCAGUACCCCACCGCCGUCCCCAAGCCUGCCAAAGGAACCAGUUGGAGCCCCGUACAAAGAUGGAGGAGGGAAGGAGAUCUGCCCUCUGGGGAAUCCGGAAGAAAAAACCCAAAAACCGUUGACACCUCGAGAACUGGGGACGGGAAAGGCUCCUUCGCCAGCCAUGAAAGAGCAUCUCCUAAAGCCCUCGGGAUUCCCGCGAAGCUUAUCUCGGGGAGACUAUUCAACAGCCGGGAUGGGGGAGGGCACGAGCGUCAUAGCGACGUCCCCACGUAGUCUCUGACAUGUGAUGAUCAACGUCACGCGUUGAGGGAAACGAGGAAGGAAAAUGGUGCUGGAUGGACUCGCGGGGUUUCUGGCCUGGGUGUCCAGGGCUAUGGCCCUGCUCCUCGUUCUGAGCGCGGGAAGGUCCCUGGCGGUGCCCGAGGUACUGAAGAGGGAGUCGGUAUGCAAAUAUUGUCCAGGGCCAGUUCAUGAUACUUCAGAGGUUGACUAUUACUGUAAGCAGAGACAAGAGUUAAAGCUGUAUGCUCGAUGCUGUCUGACUGAACAGGGCACCAUUGUGGGACUAGAUCUUCAGAACUGUUCCCUGAAAGUACUGGAUCUGAACUUUGUUGAGGCCCAUUCUGCCAUUGUUUUAGACCUACAAGCAAACCCCUUCCUGAAUAUAUCUACCUCAGUCUUCCGUAACUUCACUGAGCUCCAGAUACUGGUGCUGCCACCAAAUAUAGACUGUCCUGGAGGGGAUUAUGCCUGGGAUAAUGUCACCCGUGGCCCUGACAACUAUACCUGCCUUGGGCAAAGAAGUCAAUGCAAUAGCACCAUGGAGCAAGCUUUGUGCCCUGAAAAUGCAUACUGUGUCCCAGAUGGCCCAGGCCUCUUCCAGUGUCUUUGUACUAGUGGCUUCCAUGGCUACAAGUGUCUGCGAGAGGGUUCCUUCCCACUCCUUAUGUUCUCUGGAAUCCUAGGCACUACCACCUUUUGCAUCUCCAUCUUGCUCUGGGGGACCCAGCUUCGAAAAAUCAAAGCCUCCUGAUUCAGACCUUCCUAUCGACCUAAAAAUCAAAUAAGCCCUUCGGUGGACACAGCCUAAGAGUUUCCUUCCUCAGAUGCGGCUUUGAUCGCGAGUGCAAAGAAGCAGGGGGUGGGGAAGAUAGCUGGAAAUUACAAGUAGUCUGGCUGGUUCUAGACCCGGCUUGAAGUUAGAAGUGUUUGUAUGGGAUGUUUACCCCAAAUAAAAUAACCCUUUUCAAUGAAA